CGGCGCCAUUUUGGGACUGAGACUGGUUGUGGGGGAGGGAAAAGCGGCAAAAGGGGAUUAUUCAAAGUACCGAAAACCUCCUCCCGGGAUCGAGCGCAGCGGCACCCCCAGGCCAGGGGCACCUCUGGUGGGGCAGAAGGUGACUGAGUUUGGCAGAUAUGAAGAUCAUCAUCUAGGUUUUGUUUAAAGGCCCCGGAUAUUUCAAGUGGCCAUUUUGGAAUUACAGUUUGUUUUUGUUUGGGGUAAUUUUGCCCCAGAAGUUUAUUAAAAUUGGCAAGAAUCAUCUCUGAAGUGAAUGAUAGUAGUGAACAACGAGCUACUUAAAAGACCCAGCCAUUUCUUCAGUAUUUUGGUUCAAACGGAUUAUAUAAGUGGUUAAAGUAUUUCGUCUGGUGUUAAUUUUGUCUCUUCCCCCUCUCCUGUUGGUGUUCUUCAGCCAAAACUGUAAGAUAUGUUUGAUUUGUGUACUGAGUAGUUUCAGCAGUUUCAAAUUACUGUUUAAAUAUUGCUGAAGUUUUGUGGCAGUUCUUUUUACCUUUAUUAAAAGUUUUAGUAAUUUUUGACUUCAGCUCUUUUCAUAUUACAAUGGGACAGCUUUUCUAAAUGAAGACAUUGAAAGAAUACAGAGUUUUUUUCUUCUUAUCUUUUAUUUACUUGGGAAUGUAAGAUGUUCCAGUUCCACAGCAGCAUGGUAGUGUUGAGAUAGCUCUUUGUUGUCUGUAUACGCUGAUGUUUAGACGUAAUCUUCAGAUGUGAAAUUUUUCUUUUUGUUUCUGCUUUUUGGCACAUAAAUUGGAUAUUUCAUCUGGAUUGGAUAAGUACAACAGUGACAAAUACAUGGAAUAGUAAAGAAGACCUUGCUCUUGAAUCCAAGGAACUUGGCUAAUUCUGGAUCUAGCCAUAUGAAAACUUCAAAAUAAAUAUGGGUAGCUGACUUCAAGUAACUCUAUGUCAAAUAGUCAUAGGUUAAGUAUCUUCAAAGAACUUGGAUAUUUCAGAGGAUACAAAAUAAAAAAACAAACUGGAAAACAUAAAGCUUAUAGAGAAAAAAUCAACACCUUCCUGUGCAGUCCCCUUGGAAUUUGGACUUGCCAUGAGGUGUUGAAGCCUUGUUUCACUGAGUUGGAGAGACUGGACCUAAAUGGCGCAGCAUGACUUUGCUCCAGCCUGGCUUAAUUUUCCUACUCCUCCAUCAUCAACAAAGUCAUCAUUGAAUUUUGAGAAGCAUUCUGAAAAUUUUUCAUGGACAGAAAAUCGUUAUGAUGUGAGUCGUCGACGACACAAUUCUUCAGAUGGCUUUGAUUCUGGUAUUGGACGUCCUAAUGGAGGUAAUUUUGGGAGGAAAGAAAAAAAUGGAUGGCGUACGCAUGGCAGAAAUGGUACAGAAAACAUAAAUCAUCGAGGGGGAUACCAUGGUGGAAAUUCCCGUUCUCGUAGCAGUAUUUUCCAUUCUGGAAAAAGCCAAGGACUACAUGAAAACAACAUCCCUGACAAUGAAACUGGGAGGAAAGAAGACAAAAGAGAACGCAGACAGUUUGAGGCUGAGGAUUUUCCAUCUUUAAAUCCUGAAUAUGAGAGAGAACCAAAUCAGAAUAAAUCUUUAGCUGCGGGCGUAUGGGGCCUACACGCCCAGACACACACAUACCCAACCAAAAAAAUCUCCCAAGCUCCUCUCUUAGGACAGUCCAUCAUUCUUUGCACUGAGGACCUCAUUGAAGAAACAGCCAGAGUAUUUCUUGCUUCAAGGAAUCCAAUUUUAGGAAAGGUGAAAUUUGUAGUCAGAAUUAAUUUGAGGCUCAAAACUAAAACAAAACAAAAGCGAACUUGUCUGUAUACUCUGUCUUUUCUGCCUCCUUUUCAUAUGCCACACAUUCCUUUUUUGAGUUAGGGUCUCAGUAGGCAGUGCAGGCCAAUGUGAACCUUGUGACUAUUCCCUCAACUUCUCAAACUUUGGGUAUGCAGGCAUGUACCAACACCACAUCCAUCUUGUUUGUGCUUUUAAAUGCAGUGAUGACAUAUAUUUAUAAAAAUUUUAUUUGUUCAUGUUUUCAACCUUUGUCAAACCAUUUUCUUGAUGUUUAAACAGAGAAUAGGUUAUGAAUUACAUAAUUUCGGCUGAAAAAAUUCUGUUUUACUUCCAUCAAAAGUUGACAUUUUCAUUUCAUUUCAUUGCUUCUGAGAGUCUACAGGGCAGAUUAUUAGAUCAUUCUCAGCUGUUAAACUUCUCAGUGCCCAUUCUAAACUGAAUCUUUUCCCUUCACAUCUUCCUUUGGCAGUGUCUAUUGAUCACCCUAUUGCUGGCACCUCUACUUCGAUAUAGCUUAUUUACUUACUUGGUCCAUUACAGUAGCGUAAUGUAAAAGAAUCUGAGGGAAGGAGGAUGAACUUAGUUGCUUAGCCAUAUUGAACAGAUCUUAUCAGUCAUGUUUGUGAUGUACUGAUUGAAAUGUUCCUGUUUCAAAGCCUGAUAUCUGAUUCCCUGAAACUCAUUACCUUUUGUAUUUUGUAAACAUCAGUUAUGCCUCACAUUCUUUGAUGUUAUUUAAAAUUCUAGCCUAAGAUAUUGUCUUAUAUAAUUCCAACCUCUUUCUCCCCUUUUGAGAGCACUGAAUCUUAACCAUGGACUACCAUGAAUUUUCUUCCCCCUGUUUUGACAUUACUGUGUUAAAUGAAACAAGUUUGGUACUCCUAUCUCCUUUUUUUUAAGUGCUAGGACUAUAAAUGCCACCACGACACUCUUAAGGAACCUCUUGGUAGGAGGAAUCAAGCAGUGUCUCAGUUUUAGCAUAAGCAGGCCAAAACUCUGCCACCAAUCAUACCCAGCUAAGAGCCUGGAUUUUUCUUAAUGUUUAUUAUUAAUAGUUUAUUCAUGCUAUUACCUUUUUUCUAAAAACUGCUAAAACAGUUGAGUGUCUAGUAUUUGUUAUUCUAUAUUUCAGAUCUUCAUUUUUAUUUUUGGUUUUCUUCAUUGUAUAAUAAUAUACUUAGUUAAACUACUUUGACAGUUUUCUUUGUGUUAUGUGUUUGAAAGUUAUUUUCAAGCUAUUAGGUCUUUUAGGUACCAAAACUUAUAGGAUAUUUUCCCUAAUAAUUGAAUAUAUAUUUGAUUUUUGGUAAGAUUUCUCAUUUUUUUCUAAGCUCUCAUUUGUCUGUCAGCAUGGCAGUAGAUGAAAUGUCAGUUUGAUCUUUUGGAGAGUUUGGAGUCUUAGAUGAACUGAGUCUUUCCAAGUUUUCUUUUCUUUUUUUUUUUUUUUUUUUUUUUUGGGUUCUUUUUUUUUCGGAGCUUGGGACCGAACCCAGGGCCUUGCGCUUCCUAGGCAAGCGCUCUACCACUGAGCUAAAUCCCCAACCCCUCUUUCCAAGUUUUACAAGGAGUUCUUACAGUUUUAAUACCAUGAUAGGAAGUUGGUAGUUUGGGGACAGGGUAUCAGCACAAAUGUCCACCUAGAUUAUCAAUUCAUAAAGUGUGUCAUUAAUAUUCUGAGCUAAUUUUAUUUUAGAUUUUCUUCAGAGGUUUUGGUCUAAGUGAACUAUUGUAUCUAAUUAUUGUAAAUUUUCUAAUUGUGAAACAUAACUUUCAGAAAUUUUUAUAAGGCAUGUAGAAUAUACUUUAUAAUGGUAAUUAUGCAUAAUACCUGUUUGAUUAUACAUAUAAACUUACUAAAUUCCAGGGAAAAAUUUCAUACUUUUAGCAAGUCUUGAGAAAAAAAUAUUUAUCUACUAGUUAUUCCCAGUACUAGCUUUAGAAAACAGAUUGAGUUGGUUGCCCUGACCUCACAUGAUGUGACGUCUUAUUUUAUAAGUAGACGGACUGUUAAAUAUUUUAAUGAAUUGGUAUUAUGAAAAUAAUCUUUUUAUUUUUAACUUCUAGUUGAUUAAUAGACAUUUAGAAAUAUUGGGACUGUUAGUCCUCACUUAUUGAUUAUGAGUUUACUAGUAUAAUAGAAGGAUUUAAAAAAAAGAGAUUUUGACAAAAGUUUUAAGACUAGCAUAAGCAGAAGCUAGAGCUUUCGUAUUGUAAGCCUUGACUUAUUAGCAUGGAGAGUUUACAGAUUUUAUUUUUAAACAGGUGAAAAUUAUAUAAAUUUUAAUUCUGGUUUUUCAUUUAUAUCUUUUAACUUGUAGUUAUCUGUAUUAGUAAGAAUUACCCAUUUCUUACAUUUUAUAAGAUUUUAACUUUAAGCUGGAAUUUGAUUUACUCAGAUUAACCCCAAACCAGCUGAUAUUACUAUUUUUUAAAAUUCUGUUGAGGUUUGCUAGGGUGAUUUUAUCCUAAAAUUUGAAAUUGUAUAUAACACUUUUUUGUGCUUUAUUUAUGCAGAAUAUCCCCCGAAUCCUAAAUCUAGAACUCCAAGAAUGCUGGUCAUUAAGAAAGGUAAUACAAAA
Molecule: messenger RNA, 4386 nt
Organism: Rattus norvegicus (Norway rat)
Lineage: Eukaryota; Metazoa; Chordata; Mammalia; Rodentia; Muridae
Source: RefSeq, a predicted model, not a curated record